This is a messenger RNA of Canis lupus familiaris (dog), 2556 nucleotides long. Its product is annotated as beta-1,3-galactosyl-O-glycosyl-glycoprotein beta-1,6-N-acetylglucosaminyltransferase 4. The transcript has a single exon. Gene Ontology annotation, molecular function: acetylglucosaminyltransferase activity. The coding region runs from base 1 to 1365 and encodes 454 amino acids. Gene Ontology annotation, cellular component: membrane. Lineage: Eukaryota; Metazoa; Chordata; Mammalia; Carnivora; Canidae. The record is from RefSeq and is a predicted model, not a curated record.
AUGAAGACAUUCAAAUGUUGUUUUAAAUACCCAGCACAGCAGAAAGUUUUUAUCUUAUUUGUAACUCUGUGGCUGUUCUCCUUGCUGAAGCUUCUAAAUGUGAGAAGCCUCCUCUUCCCUCAGAGAGGCAUUUACUUGGUUGAAGCCUUCCUGAGUACCUCGCCUUUUGUAAGGAACAGAUACACCAAUGUGAAGAAUGAAGUCCAGUAUGAAGUUAACUGUUCAGGUAUCUAUGAACAGGCACCUUUGGAAAUUGGCAAGAGUCUGGAAAUAAGAAGGAAAGACAUCAUUGACUUGGAUGAUGAGGAUGUUGUGGCAAUAACGAGUGAUUGUGACGUUUAUCAAUCCCUAAGAGGGUACCAUCAAAAGCCUGUUUCAAGGGAAGAGAAGAGCUUCCCAAUAGCCUAUUCUUUGGUUGUUCAUAAAGACGCCAUUAUGGUUGAAAGGCUACUCCAUGCUAUAUACAACCAGCACAAUAUCUACUGCAUCCAUUAUGACCACAAGUCACCUGAUACCUUCAAAUUUGCCAUGAACAAUUUAGCUAAGUGCUUCUCCAAUGUUUUCAUUGCCUCCAAAUUAGAGACAGUGCAAUAUGCACACAUUUCCAGACUCCAAGCUGAUUUGAAUUGCUUAUCUGACCUCCUCAAGUCCUCAGUUCAGUGGAAAUAUGUUAUCAAUCUGUGUGGGCAAGAUUUUCCUUUGAAGUCAAACUUUGAAUUAGUGUCAGAGUUGAAGAAACUCAAUGGAGCAAAUAUGUUAGAAACAGUGAAACCCCCUAACAGUAAAAUGGAAAGAUUCACUUAUCACCAUGAACUCAGACAAGUGCCUUAUGAAUAUGUGAAGCUACCGAUAAGGACAAACAUCUCCAAGGAAGCCCCCCCUCAUAACAUUGAGAUAUUCGUUGGCAGUGCUUAUUUUGUUUUAAGUCGAGCAUUUGUUAAAUAUAUUUUCAACAACUCCCUGGUUAAAGACUUUUUUGUCUGGUCUAAAGAUACAUACUCGCCUGAUGAACAUUUUUGGGCUACCUUAAUUCGAGUACCAGGAAUACCUGGGGAGAUUUCUAGGUCAGCCCAGGAUGUGUCUGACUUACAGAGUAAGACCCGCCUUGUCAAGUGGAAUUAUCAUGAAGGCCUUUUGUACCCCCGAUGUACUGGCUCCCACCUUCGAAGUGUGUGUAUCUUUGGAGCAGCAGAAUUAAGGUGGCUUAUAAAUGAAGGACAUUGGUUUGCUAAUAAAUUUGACUCUAAGGUGGACCCCAUCUUGAUUAAAUGCUUGGCAGAAAAGCUUGAAGAGCAACAGAGACAAUGGAUUACCUGGUCUUCAAAAAAGUUAUUUAUGGCUAAAAAUCCCAUGAUUGCAUCAUGAUAAAAUCAUGAUAGAAAUAAGGUAUCUGAUAAAUAGAGCUAAUAUGGACUUGUGUGCUAUACCAGGCCCAGUACCAUUCGAGCUUAACCUUGUAGUUUGAGGGCCAUCCAAAAUUACAUGCACAAAGGCGACAAGUAACCUGCAUUUGGUUGGGUGUUUUUAUGUUUGUUUUUCCUUGUAAUCGUACGGAGCUAAAUCAGAAAUCUAAAAGUCAGUCAUCAGAUAGUUACUGAGCUCCAACUGUAUGCCAGGUACUUUUACAGAAAUGUUAGCAAUUAAAUCCAAGUUGUAAUGACUUAGAUAAGGCCUUCAAGGCUUGCCAUAGUCACACGGCAACCUUAAUAUCUUAAGUUUUCCACAUAGCAAUCAAGAUUCUACUGAAAAGCUGUUGGAGUGUGGGAUAAUCACAUAACCACUGAAACCACCAACUUCAGGAUAGUGUUUAAGUAUGAUGACCAACACUUCACUGUCUCUUAAUUCAACUCCCUAGACUUUUAACUGUUACUAGAAGGAGAAACUCCACUACCUCAGGAAAGCUCAAAGAAUCGUCCAAUUUCCUGCUUACCAAAGCAUAAUUUACCUUUUAGUGCCUCACUCUUUCAAUUCAGAGUCAGAAGACUCUGUUGGCGGGGCAUUUAUAGUGUAGGAUGUUAGAGAGGCUGGGUAGGGGGCAAGGGGAUUGGGACAGGUGGUGCCUGAAGACCAACAGGGAUUUAUAGGACUUUUGCAUCAUGUUACACGAUGGUUUCAUGAAUGGUCUCCUUUUUAAUUCAAUGAAUUCUUUAAAACACAUUUACUGAUUCAAAAUAAGAACUUGAUUAAUAGCUCAAAGUAUCACACUCCUAAACUUUAAACCUAAAUCUUCUAGCUCAUAGAUUAUCAUUUUAUGUAAGUUGUUUACAAUGGAAUUAGUAUAAUUUUGUUUUAUGGAACCAGUAGGCUAAGAGUCACUGAAUUUUCUCAAAAUGGUUGUGUAAAAUAUGACAGCUUUUUAAGUUAGCUAUUAUGGUCACUUUAAAAUUUCUGCUUACAUCUCCAGUAACUAUCCAAGUAGAAUCCAAACUUAAAUUUAUGAAAGCUCUAAGCACGCUGAAGUCCUUUCACCUUAGAUACAAGAGAGAAAAAGUUAAUUUUCUUAAGGACUUAGCAAGAAUAUUCAUUAGUGUUAUUUUGUAAAACCACUUUAGAAAA